Molecule: messenger RNA, 2711 nt
Organism: Olea europaea var. sylvestris
Lineage: Eukaryota; Viridiplantae; Streptophyta; Magnoliopsida; Lamiales; Oleaceae
Product: wall-associated receptor kinase-like 14
Exons: 3
Coding region: 354-2489 (711 amino acids)
Biological process (GO): protein phosphorylation
Molecular function (GO): protein kinase activity; ATP binding
Source: RefSeq, a predicted model, not a curated record
CAACUCUCUCUCUCUCUCUCUCUCUCUCUCUAGUCUCGAUUACGGUUCGAUCAAAUAAAUCUUUCUGAAAUUUGGAAACCCAAUUUUUUCUGCAGAAGAAGACUGUUGGAGCCUACCUUAAUCGAAACGACACGGCAAUUACAAAACAUUUAAUGGGGGAAAGGCAUUUAUUUCCUCCCCAACAACAUCAGCUGUGCCUACUUUAAUUCCUCCAUAAAUAUUGUUUCUCAAGUCAAGCUUGUCAUAUUCAUCAUGCCUUUUCUCUAUCUUUAAUGGGUUCACUCAUUUCCAGUUUUUUUUCCCUGUUGCAGUAUGCUUAGAGCUGUUCAGAUUUUUCCCCUCCUGUUGCAACAAUGACUUUUCACCAAAUGAUCAUUUGCCUAGUUUUUUCAGUUUUGCUUGUUUUAUCCAGUGUGCAAAGUAAUAAUUCGUCUCAAUGUAAUCGAUCUUGUGGUGUGGCGAAAAAAAGGCAAAAAGUGCCAUACCCAUUUGGGUUCGAUGAUGGUUGCGGGAUCAAGUUGAAUUGUAUCCGUGGAAAUAUCCAAAUAGGUGAUUUUCUAGUCGAGAACGUGACAUCAGAUAAUAUCAUGAUCAGUCUUCCGGCGAAGUGCAAUCGCUCGAUUGAAGAACUCUCCCAGCUCUUCGGCCGGAACUACGCUAUGACUCGGCGAAAUGGUCUUCUGUUGCAGAAUUGCAGCUCGCCUAUAGGAGAUUGUGCGAUUCUUAACUUCAUGUCGAAGUCCCAUUUUCCCGGGUUUGUCAGGUGCGGUUCCUCGCGGGAAAAUAAAAGUUGUUUUUCCGGGGGCAUUAAUGGCGGCGCGGAUUUUUUAAAUUUUGGUACAGUGAAGGAAAAUGGGAAUUGUAGGAUUUUGUUUUCGUCAAUUGCGGUGGAUUUGAAUGAAAAUGGUAAUAAUAGCGAUAGUACAAGUGGAAGCUCCUCCGUGGAGAUGAAUUUUGAGAAGGUGGAGCUGGGGUGGUGGCUGGAAGGGUUCUGUAAUAGAAGUACUUGUCACCCGAACGCGAAAUGCACAAAGGUUCUCAAUGGAAACAUGAAGGGGUUUCGUUGCAAGUGUAAUCCUGGGUAUGCUGGCGAUGGUUUCACUGGCGACGGCUCUAAAGGUUGCCGGAAAGGAUCUUGCAACGCUUCAAGGUACAUGUCUGGUGAAUGUGGCGGAACUAGAAUAGGCAUUCUCAUUACAGGAAUUGUUGCUGGAGCUUCAUUGGUGGUUAUUCUGGCUCUCGUCUGCUAUUGCAUAAAGAGACACUCUAAAUCUUUGAAGAGUCAAUUGAGUGCAAAGCGUCUGCUUUGUGAAGCUACAGGCAGAACCAGUUUCCCAUUCUAUCCUUAUAAAGAAAUUGAGAAAGCCACAAAUAGCUUUUCCGAAAACCAGAGGUUGGGAACGGGAGCCUAUGGCACAGUUUAUGCAGGAAAGCUCCACAAUGAUGAGUGGGUUGCAAUUAAGAAAAUAAGGCAUCGAGAUCGUGACAGCAUUGAACAAGUAAUGAAUGAAAUCAAGCUUUUGUCCUCUGUGAGUCAUCCAAAUUUAGUUCGCCUUUUAGGCUGUUGCAUUGAGAAUGAUGAACAGAUACUUGUUUAUGAGUAUAUGCCAAAUGGUACCCUAUCUCAGCAUCUGCAAAGAGAGAAAGGUUCUGUGCUACCAUGGACAAUACGUCUGACCAUUGCCACUGAAACAGCUCAUGCAAUUGCUCAUCUUCACUCAGCAAUGAAUCCUCCAAUUUACCACAGAGACAUCAAAUCAAGUAAUAUAUUAUUAGAUUAUAAUUUCAACUCAAAAGUCGCAGACUUUGGUCUUUCGAGAUUUGGCAUGACGGAUGAUUCCCACAUUUCCACAGCACCUCAAGGGACUCCUGGCUAUGUAGAUCCUCAAUACCAUCAAAACUUCCAUCUUUCGGAUAAAAGUGAUGUUUACAGUUUUGGAGUGGUUCUAGUAGAAAUCAUAACAGCAAUGAAAGUAGUUGAUUUUUCCCGAACUCACAGUGAGAUUAAUUUGGCUGCACUUGCAAUUGAUAGGAUCGGGAAAGGUCGAGUUGAUGAGAUAAUAGAUCCUUUUCUCGAGCCAAAUAGGGAUGCUUGGACGCUCUGUUCUGUACACAAAGUGGCUGAGCUAGCCUUUAGAUGCCUUUCUUUUCACAGGGACAUGAGACCUUCAAUGAUAGAGGUGGCAGAUGAACUAGACCAGAUCAAGCUUAGUGGUUGGGCACCGUUGGAUGAGAAUAUAUGUAUGGGAUCUUCAGUAGCGUCAUCUUGUUCUUCACCGUACCUGGGAAGUGAGAAUUCACUAAAUACUAUGACAAAUAAAAAGUCCGGGAUAGGAAGUAGGAGACUGGUUGUUUCCCAGAGGGCUGGGGUUGUCCUGCCCACAAUGGAGGAGGCAAAGGACAAUUCACCUGUUUCUGUGCAGGAUCCUUGGUUAAGUGAACAGAGCUCGCCAUCAACGAACAGCUUGUUAGGUAAUAGAGUUCAUUGACUCAGGAAUUCGUCCUUUUGACACUUAUGAAAUUAUAAUUAUAAGAACAUGGUGUGGAUAUAAUAGUGGCAAUAUAAGUUUUGUGUUUACUUUUUAUACUCCGAGGAGGUGUAUUUCAUAUUUCUGCUGAGAGAUUUGUAAGGAUGAGCUGAUAGACAUAAAUGGUAUAUAUAAAGGUCCUUCAUACUUUUAGACUAUAAGAAUCCAUUCCAUUAUGCUUUA